Tarenaya hassleriana is the source of this 1630-nucleotide messenger RNA. RefSeq names its product trihelix transcription factor GT-2. Bases 452 to 1522 code for a protein of 356 amino acids. NCBI's taxonomy places the organism in Eukaryota, Viridiplantae, Streptophyta, Magnoliopsida, Brassicales, Cleomaceae. The transcript is spliced from 2 exons. The record is from RefSeq and is a predicted model, not a curated record.
ACCGGACACAAUAUUUCCUGUGGGGUUUGGUCAUCGAAUGCUCGCCCAUUCCAUCCGCAUAUGAUUUUUGUCAAACCAAUCCUUCCAUGGCAAAUAUUGAGACUACGUAGAGAUGUUCACAUUAUCCCCCCCACAUCUUCAUCAUUUAUUACGCAGCAUUCAAGGCAAUAUUCCUAUACGUGAAAGAUAUACGGAGUCCAACCAGACUGAAUUAACAUGAAGAAUAGAAAGAGGGCCAAAAUGCGAGAUCUCAGUCUCAGCUAUGCAUUAGAAAAUCGAGUUUUGGAUCUCUACUUCACUCCCUGGACCAACACGUCAGCGCCAAGGACAAAAUCGAAGUUAUCCUUGUCCGAUCAGGGUCAUAACCGUCAAUGUUCACCACACCUAGUUUUACCCUUUUCUUUAACUCGUUUUACUUCACCCGUCUCUCCGACGACUGUUCCACGCCGCUAUGGAACUUCUUGCCGGCGACCGUCGGAACCUUGUCACCGAUGAUGUCGACCCAUUGGUUGGCUCCGAAAUUGGCUGUGGAUGGAUCCGUGCCCGACCCGAAGGUUCCAACGGCGGUCUGAUCACGCUCGCCGACUUGGCCCCGCCGCCGCGGAAGCUGAGACCCAUUAGGUACGGAGACAGGCUGCCCUCGGAGGACCAGCAUCCUCUUGAUGUUCUCGCUGGAACCCUAGACCAGUUGCCGGAGCUUGGCUGCUUCGACGCACCCUUGGGGGCUAAGAUCGUCGACGUCGAAAAAAGAGGUGACUUGGCACGUGGGUUCGCCAAGGAUCAUCCGGGUGGGGUCGGUUCGGGCACUAGAUUUGGAACUGGUACCGCUUGUGAUGGUGCGUCUCUGAGUUCCUCUGUUGAUAGCGAUGGUGGGUCAGGUGGCAUCCAGGCGGCAGCCACCAUCGGUAAGAGAAAGCGGAAAACACGGGAAAAGCUCCAGCAUUUCUUGGAAAAGCUGGUGGGGAAUAUGUUGAAAAGACAGGAGAAGAUGAAUGAGCAGUUGAUGGAGGUGAUUGAGACGAAGGAGCGGGAAAGAAUACUCAGGGAAGAAGCUUGGAAGCAGCAAGAAAUGGAGAGGAUGAAACGAGGCGAGGAGGUGAUUGCACAAGAGAUGGCGCGCGGCUCAGCUAUCAUUUCCCUGAUACAAACGGUGAUAGGACAGGAGACGGAGAUCCCUCGACCGCAACCCCAGAAUCUGCCAGAACAAACACCCAAGUUGUGUGAUUUGAACAGCAGCAGAAGGUGGCCGCGAGCAGAGAUGCAGGCGUUGAUAACGAUCAGAAGCGAGGUAGAAGAGAAGGUAGGGAAGGGGUCGAUAUGGGAUGAGAUAUCAGAGAGAAUGCGGGAAAAGGGGUACAAACGGUCGGCGAAGAAGUGCAAGGAGAAGUGGGAGAAUAUGAACAAGUAUUACAGGAAAGUGAUGGAGGAAGGUGGGAGGAAGCGGGCGGAACACAGCAAGACCUGUUGUUACUUUCAGGAACUGGAUAGCCUUUACAACAAGACGGCUGGAGAUUUGGUUUAGAUAGAGAAUGCUAUAUCAUAUCUUAGGGAAAGUGAUGAAAUUUACUACCUGUUUUGAGACUUAAGUUACUGGGGAUAUGUUUAUAUGGUAGAAAGAUGGCUUCUUGUU